Pseudo-nitzschia multistriata is the source of this 1759-nucleotide messenger RNA. The record is from the annotation of a GenBank genome assembly. Lineage: Eukaryota; Bacillariophyta; Bacillariophyceae; Bacillariales; Bacillariaceae.
ACCUUCCUCGUCGGAAUCACACAGCUGAGGGACGUGCAACGAGAUCAAACCAUUCUGUUAUGAGCCAACCCAUAAAUCCGCCCUCGCCAACAACUGGGUACACCCACGUUCCCCCCUCUCCCCCGGCAUCCAAGCCGAAGAAUGGCGGUGGCGAUUCAACGGUCGCAGSGAGAACAAUUUCCACAUCGCGAAAAAUGAUGGUUGGGGCGAUCGGCGUGCUGUCGAUCUUUGUUCUGGUCCAAACCUAUUUCUACACGUACGAUAGCCCCGRAGAUAUUGUCGCUGCGGCGCAUGCUUCGACGUCCACUGCAGUAACGAUUGGUGGUGCUUUGUACCGUGAUUCGGAGGUCGAACCCAAACAUUCCUGGAUGGACAAKAUAGUCUUUCACCGGUCCAGUCUUGCGGGCGUGUCCCACGAGCUUAAACGUAGAAAGCAGRGAAGAGAUAGAAAAAAUAACAUAACGACCAAGGGGCACAAGGAAAAGAAUACGAAGGCUGCAGYAGCAAACKACGCGAACGACGACAUUGGUGAUUAUAGCAGCAUGAUGGAAGAUAUCUCCGUCCUCUACGAUGCCGUCGCACAGACCGUUCGUGACAUUGGGGUUCGCGGGCUGUUGUUUGAGGUUUUGUCCGACGACUUCGAGUACUACGUUUACAACGAUGAAAGCAACAGCAGCGACGAAACCGGCGACGACGACUCGUCCUCCGAUUCCKUGGACGAGCUGCACACCUAUUGGCGGAAAUGCAGUUCGAAACACGGGGUUGGAAAGGAUUGCAACGAAUGGGACGUGUGGUGGACAUAUCACUAUGUAGGAAUCGUCAUCACCGAUAUGUUGSUGCAAGASAAUGAGUUGCUGUGGGACGGAUCUUCUGGGGAAAAGAUCACGGCAGCCAGUGCUGGCCCCGACGACCAAGACACGAGCAUGGCAACAUUGCUGGACAAGAUCCACCACCUGCAAGCGACGCUGCCAUACCUUACCCAGGCCAGCUUCCACRCACAGCAYGCGCUGAUAUGGCGGUACGUCGAGCGGUCGUCCGGGCGAUUGUCUUCCUCGUAUCCGUGGGACGUGUCGAUCCGGUUUUGCCGCGGGGAUGGAUCGCGAGAAAAGGGGAUUGUCGGCCGUCCGGUCGGGAAGGGCAUUGACCACGAAUGUUUUCACGGGUUUGGCCACGCCAUGUUUUAUGCCGUAGCGGCGAAGCAGAUAAGGCAACGGCGGCACGAGAAGCAGCAUAGAAGAGCCACAAAGUCGAAAAACAAAGACGAGGGAAGAGAACCUUUCUUGGUGCUGGCUCCACACAGUGGUUUUACGUUGUCUCAGAAAUCCUAUUGCGAGGUUUACGAACUGUGCCGGGGCGCAUCUCCAACGAAAGAGGAACGGCGUGCUAUGGAUCCUAACGRCGAAGCGAGAGCAAAUUCGUACAGGAUAUGUUUCGAAGGUGUGGUACACUCCGUUCGAUUGAUGUCGGAGGAUUCCAAGAUGACCCACAAACAAAGUGCAAUUGACAUAGUGGACAAGGAGAUGAAGCGGUGUGCAUCGGCGAAGAAAAAGAAGACAAAGAAAAAAGGCCACGACAACGAAAGGAGGUAGAUAGAAACCAAGAUGAAACGCUAAAAAAAUAGGUGGGACCAUUUGCUCGUUUUACAGUACUACGAAAAAUACAACUCGUACAUUUUUGGAUGCUGGAUUGCCAAACGAAUUAUUCAACUGAAGUUUACCACUAUUACUGCCUUUGGUUCGAUUAAAAUGAAAACAGAGCC